Toxorhynchites rutilus septentrionalis is the source of this 11372-nucleotide messenger RNA. Its product is annotated as signal-induced proliferation-associated 1-like protein 2. NCBI's taxonomy places the organism in Eukaryota, Metazoa, Arthropoda, Insecta, Diptera, Culicidae. The record is from RefSeq and is a predicted model, not a curated record. Bases 5155 to 10368 code for a protein of 1737 amino acids. The transcript is spliced from 3 exons. Gene Ontology annotation, biological process: regulation of small GTPase mediated signal transduction; activation of GTPase activity. Gene Ontology annotation, molecular function: GTPase activator activity; protein binding. Gene Ontology annotation, cellular component: cytoplasm.
CUGUCCAAAAUCGCCCAUAAAUUCUCAAUGGGAUUCAAUUCGGGGCUUUGGGGUGACAACACCAUUGUUUUGAUCCGGGCCGAUCAGAAAAAUGCUGCUGUUUUCUGCGCAGUAUGCUUCGGGUUCUUAUCUUGCUGGAAGGUGUAGCCCUAUUUUCAGCAUAGAUUCUUCCAGGUUCUCACACAAAAUGUCGAUGUAAUCAUCGGCAGUCAUAAUACCGUUGACCUGCGCUAUGUUUCCCACCCCAGCCCACGAAGAACAGUCCUACACCAUCAUGCUUCUACCAUCGUACUUCCUAGGCGGUUGUAGAUACCGGUCCUGGAAACCUUCGUCGCUCUUCCGUCACACUUGAAGUCGUCUUUUCUUGUUAAAGAAUUCGAACUCGGUCGCUUUUUGGCGAAGUAGCUCUUCAGGUCCCGUUCCGUCAAGCGUCGUCGAAUGGUGCGAUUGGAACGGUCCAGAUUCCACCUAUCUUUAAUCACCCUAAUGGUCGUUCGUAGGUUUUUACUCACUUCCCGGAUAAUUGGCGUGUUCGUUCUUGCAUCAGUUUAAAGUUUCAGGAAAUCGCGCACAAUCAAAUUUCGGACCUGUGUUGAGAUUCUUUCAACCCAUUUUGCGGAAGCUUCCUCAGUGUCAAAAACACGUCACUACGCACGAAAAGUCGACUGCUAUGAAAAUAAUGUUUGUGUCAGAUGUAAACAACCAGCUGUCAAAACCGAAGGGUGUUUCGGUUUUUGGUUUGUCACUUGCUAUGUUUGGGAGGCCACAGAGACCGAUCGCUUUCUUCAUUUUCAGCAUUUUCGCCACAGCCACGAGUUUAUCGUUGGAGACUUGUGCACGUUCGGCUACUUUCUCGUCAUAUGAUAUAGCUGGUUACAUCGUUGGUUCGCGUUUCGGGAAGAGCCCCUCCACGAUAAUAUUUAGUUUAUUCGGACACGAUUUCACGAGUGUCAUUGGACCUUCGGAUUUUCGUCAUCAUAAUCCGGUCUCGACACAUCUCUCAAUAGCCAUCCGAUUUGCUGCAUUUGUAUAAGACGCUUCUCUCUGACUUCUUCUGUUUUCAUUCUCUGGACACACCUCCUGGCGAAGAUACAGUUAGCGCGGAGCUUGCUAAGUUUCUCAUCCCACCGGUAAGCUGCAUGUCGGUCGUUCUUUGGGCUUCUUUGGAAUGGCAGCGUUGCGCUAGAUCUAGCUAAAAAUUUCUUUACUUUAUCUGUUCGUUUUGUGGAAGCGGUUAUGUUUCUUUUUCGCUCGUAACUUCAUGUCGAUUCUAGAUCCACAGAAUUCCGAUGACCGACUCUAUACUGAGUUGCCUGAAGGUAUAUCCCCUACAACUCUCCAAUUCAUGUUUUGCGAAGCUCUUUAUUAGUGGAGAUAUUUUCGUUUUGGCUCUCUAGGAGUUUCUUGGGUCUCUCGUCGUUGAAUGUUGCGCUUUGUGGGAUAAAGAAUUUCGGGACGCGGUAUGUUUUUUGCGUUUAGAGUAACCAGUUUCGUGUCAUAUCCCAGAGUUAUACUGGGAACCAAUUUCUUCAACCAUUCCGAGGUUUGUUGAGCUUUCCAAGAAAGGACUAGGAAACCUAACUUGCAUGAGUAGUUGAAAAAUUUUAGUUUCACCAGUUAAGUUUGCUCUUUUUUGCUGAAUCUAACUGAGCCGUUGAUAGGUCAGUUGGUCGAGUCCUCCGAGAGUAUUCCAACUCUGAUCUACUCCAAGGCCUCCCUAAAGAAAAUUUCAGUUUUUUUCGCUCAUUUAACCGCUCUUGUUUCCGAGGGCAGAGAUUCUGAUUCGGUUUUUUUGAGGAAUGGUUUUUCGUCACUACUAGGUAGUCCCGAUCCACGGGGUCCAAAAACUUUAGAUCCAGUUUUUGUGGUGACCUUACUCUCGUCACUUGGCGACUCACAACGAGUCGGAGUGUUAAGGAUGGAAGAGGAGCAGGACGUCAAUCAGUAAAACAUCCUCUUCUACACUCAUAGAGCCAAUCUCUAUAAAGGUUUUCUGGCAGAGAGGUUGCCGGAACCCGAUUUUUUAUUAUUUGGAUUAUCCAUAGAAGUCUCACGAGUUGCACGGCAAAAAAUACUGACAGAGACCGAUCGCUUUCUUCAUUUUCAGCAUUUUCGCCACAGCCACGAGUUUUUCGUUGGAGACUUGUGCACGUUCGGCUACUUUCUCGUCAUAUGAUAUAGCUGGUUACAUCGUUGGUUCGCGUUUCGGGAAGAGCCCCUCCACGAUAAUAUUUAGUUUAUUCGGACACGAUUUCACGAGUGUCAUUGGACCUUCGGAUUUUCGUCAUCAUAAUCCGGUCUCGACACAUCUCUCAAUAGCCAUCCGAUUUGCUGCAUUUGUAUAAGACGCUUCUCUCUGACUUCUUCUGUUUUCAUUCUCUGGACACACCUCCUGGCGAAGAUACAGUUAGCGCGGAGCUUGCUAAGUUUCUCAUCCCACCGGUAAGCUGCAUGUCGGUCGUUCUUUGGGCUUCUUUGGAAUGGCAGCGUUGCGCUAGAUCUAGCUAAAAAUUUCUUUACUUUAUCUGUUCGUUUUGUGGAAGCGGUUAUGUUUCUUUUUCGCUCGUAACUUCAUGUCGAUUCUAGAUCCACAGAAUUCCGAUGACCGACUCUAUACUGAGUUGCCUGAAGGUAUAUCCCCUACAACUCUCCAAUUCAUGUUUUGCGUCAGCGACAGAUUACGAAAGGUGACGUCGAUUAUGGGUUCACGACUGUUCUUUCCUUCAACCCUCGUCCGAUGGUACGACAUCCAGCUUAGCCAAAGCUGCAAGGAGGUUCUGCCCUCUUACAUUUGUAUUUUGCCUUCCCACCUCACAUCCCUGGCAUUGAAGUCUACUCUGAUGCCGAUAGGCUUCCGACCAACGAGCUUUCCCGUAGCUGCAUCCAUUAUCUGAUAGAACUGUUUUAUUGACUAUCUUAGGUGUCGUAUUAGAGCUUGGCAUUUGCGCACAUGAAUGUUAUUGCGAGAUGAAAUCAUUUUUUUAACUUGCUCCUUCCACUCCAGCCAGAGACUUUUUCGAUCGAUUCAUUUCAGCCUAACAGGAUGAAGUGAAAUCGGUAUAUCCAUUACGCCUAUGAAACAUUGAUUACUCUACUGUCGUUUCCUUUCAAUUUCGAAGACAAAAGCUCUCAUCAACAAUUGAAACUCUUUUUCUAAUGGGCUAUAUUCAUUUUCAUCGUCAAAGGGUUUCAUUUUGUAUGCGAAGGAGCGCUAUUAAAAGAGGUAUAGUUGGGUAUAGUUUUACCACCAAGUUACCGCCGUCGACAACUGAUACGUUUUAAAAUGUGGUAGGCUCGUAAUGAAAUUAUGUGAAUGAGAGUGAAUUGAUGCGUAUACACUGCUCAUGAAGAUUCCAUUGAUUAUUGCCUAUCCAGUUAGCAUCAUCUGGAAGAAUACUAUAGGGCUCUGCAAUGAUUGCAACAUCGCAUUUUGUUACCGUCGUUGAUUGCUACAGCGGUUACUGCAUCGCAAUGAUUUAGGUUGAUCUGGGUUAUUUCCAUCUCCGCUGGUUGACCAUCGCCCGUUUAAAUCCUGUUUACAAAGUAUGUACCUCGGAUGAUCCAUUCAGCCGCUUGCAUCAUGAUCCUUUUCACCACAUUUUCUGCACAACUCAGAUCCGUUGAGGACACUGCAUUUUUUUGCCUAAUUCCCAAAGCCCAGACACUUGAAACAUCUUUCCACCUGUUUGGUGGUUCGAGGGGUAACUCUCAACGGCCACACUGACCACCCUGCUUUGAUUCUUUUCGUCUGUACCAAUUUGUUCGCUGCAGUAGUGCAGUAUCUAUGCAUUUCUCAGCCCAGUCUUCAUGGUGAAUUCGUCCAGGUUCUUGUACUCAAUCACAACAUAUGCUAACAUCUGCGUACUCUCAGACAGUCAAGCAGCACUUGAAGUGCUUAAUGCUUUUAAGUGCUCCUAAAAAUUGUCUGGGAAUGCAUUUGCCUUUUACGGUAACUAAGUCAGAUAAGUUCGAUACAACUGUACUAGAUUUCUGACCAUUGCGGUAUACUGAACAAGCAGAUGAACUUGCCAGCAGUGGCUCAAACUCACCCUUCAUUGGUCCAGAACCAAUUACUUGUUCGAUACUGGUACAAGUAACUUGAACAGAGUGUCUGUUCUCUGUUCACUGGAUACUUCAACUAGAGCGCUGACUGGCAUCGCCUAAAUCAGUCUUAGGCUGAUGUCACAUUAGGCGGAUUCGCCGCCGCGGAUUCCGCGAGUAAAACCGCAGCGGAUGAUCUACAGUGUAUUGUGAAUAAGCCAUGACACACAGAGCGGGGCGGUUUUGAAAGCGAAUUUAUAUCGAGAAAAAAACUGUCGCGGAAUCCGCGGCGGCGAAUCCGCCUAAUGUGACAUCAGUCUUAAUACCGAAAGCGAAAAACGUAAGCUUCAUCAUCUUGAUCAAGGCGCCUAGAAGUAUAUCCUAAGGUGCGCCAACUUGCUAAAACCACUCUUCAGCCAUCUUGGAAGUCUACUUAGUGAUCCCCGAUAAUCGUUCGAUUUAUCGAUUAAUCGAAUACUUCAUACAGAAAUCGAUUAUUAAUCAAACGAAUACUGCGCAACCAAUAAUCGAAGCGAACGAAUAAUUUACGUCGAUUAAUCGAUCCAAGCUCAUGGAAAAAAACGUACGGUUGCUGCAGUUUUAUCCUGAAAAUCAGUCGUUAUCCUUGACGCUCCCCUAAACUCGUCAAUGAAGCUCAAUGCCCUGACGAGUUUAGGGGAGCGUAAAGGAUAAUAAUUGAUUUUCAGGCGUAAUGAAAACUUUUUUGAUUCCAGAUGUCUUUCUAGCAAAUUAGAAAUAUUAGUCUAACUAAUUAUUUCUCUCAGUGUGACGAUUAAUCGAUUAAUCGAUUAUUUGAGGCGAUUAAUCGUAUCGAAUAACAAACUGCUGAAAAGUAUUCGAUUAGCUGAAGAACGAUUAAUUUCAAAAAUCGGGGAUCACUAAGUCUACUGUGUUUUGUUUGUAAACAAAACACAAUAGGCUUGUCCCCAAGCUCGCUUGCGAUCAGUCUGUCUCUUUCACGCUUCAAGCAAAUAAUUCCCCUUCUGUUUUCUUCCGUGCUGUUUUCAUGUACCAGUUCCCUAAGCAACUUAGUGUCGAAACGGCCUCACUUUAGGAUAUACUUCUUGGCGCCUUGAUCCUGAUAAGGCUAUUAUGGAGCCCAAGGAGGUGUGGUUUGUGUCGCCGAUCAGGAUUAUAAAUUCCAUCAAACUGGACUCCAACAAUGGGAUGAUCGGCGGUCUGCAAGCGGAAUUCGGUGGUCCUCCGUCGUCCCAGCUGAUGACAACGCCGAUGAUGGCCACGGGCAGCGGUAGUGGCGGCACCCCGAACGGAGUGAGUCUGCAUCCGACACCGCCCGGAGUUCACCACCAUCCGGGUCCACCCGGUGGUCAUUUACAUCCACCGCUGCCACCCCAACAACAGCAGCAACAACAGCAGCAGCUUCAACAACAGCAGAUGGGUGGACGCUCGGGUGGAACGGCUCGAGAGCGGGCAAUGCACGCCGUUGAGUACUACAACAGCAAUGUGCUGCGAGCAAGGGUUGGCGCAGGAUUAGCUGGACCGAGGAAUUCCGUCCACGAACGGUAUCCGUACGUUCAGCGUCACCUGGGAUCCAACAUCGGCGGGAAACUGGCACCCCCGAGCUCGGAUAACCUCUACCGAAGCAAUUCGAGUUUGGAACUGAUCCACGAUCACAGUGGAAACCACGACGGGAUGCAUCCAGGGGGUACGAACCUCAGGCGGGAGUACGGCAGUCAUGGAUCGAUCGAUGUGAUCUCUUCGGACCGACACCACGUUACGCCGACGACCGGCGAGAGCUUCCUUGCGAUGUUGCAGGAGUACAGACCGGCGGUGUUUGGAAUGGAGCAUCCCCAUAACCACCCAGGUCAUCAUGGUCAUCACGAUGGUCGUAAUGGGAGCGGUUUGAUGUGCUCCUCCGGUGAGGAUAGUUUGGAUCGCGGUAAUGCGAGUCCCAAGCUGAGAAUGAAAUUCAACAGAUUGUGGUCCUCAUCAGGUGGACAUGGAGGGGGAGCAACAGGUGGGGGAAAACCGGGACGUGGACAAACACAGAGUGCAUCUUUGGAUGAGGCAACCAUCAGUCCCAACAUAUCGGUGCUAUCGAAUGUGAGCACAACGUCAACCACAACCACCGUUUCAUCGGCCGAUAUCGAGGAACGGCAGCGAAGACGAGCCUUCGCUCAUUUCGACUGUCAAUCGUUGACCGCCAAUUUGGGGUACGCAGCGAAGCUGCGGGGAUUGCUUCUGGCUAGAAGACGUAAUACAACCACCGGUGCGUCUGCGGCUGCUACCUAUGGAACAAGAUCUUCCACACCGGAUGGGGAUAGCGUUGAUGAAGACUACGGCGAUGGACAAGGGAACGAACUGCUGGAGAGUUGCCCCUUCUUCCGAAACGAAAUCGGUGGUGAGGAAGAGCGCGAAGUUAGCCUCACGCGGAUGCAAAGUACACUUCCGAUCGGUCAGCAGCGUCGAGCCAUUCAUCGACCAGUGCUAGCCUACGGAGUCUCAGUGCUCGAGUGCGGCGUCAACGAAACCCUGUGGAAGGCGAACACUUGCCCGUACCAGAAGGGUUCUCGCCCGAUCGAACAGAUAGACAACGGAGCUCUCUACUACCGACAGCACUUCUUCGGUCAGGAGCACCAGAACUGGUUUGGAAUGGACGAACAACUUGGACCGGUCGCUAUAUCUAUCAAGAAGGAAAAACUCCCUCCCAGUGCGACUCCAACGCUUGCCAUCCACGGAACGGAUGUUGCUUCCACCGCCAACCAAACCCAGCAGCAUCUGUACCGGUUGAUAGUCCGAACGUCGGAGCUGUUGACGCUGCGCGGGUCCGUCAUCGAGGAUUCGAUUCCGAACCCUCGCGGACCCGGCAAACAUGUUAGUACCAAAGAAAUUCUGGAAUACGUAGCGCCAGAAGUACAAAUCAACUGUUUGAGGUUAGGUAUCUCGACACCCCAGUGCGAACAGCAGCUCCUCAAGCUGGACGAGCAGGGACUGACCAACAAAUACAAGGUUGGGAUCCUCUACUGUCGCGCUGGGCAGUCCUCCGAGGAGGACAUGUACAACAACGAGGAUGCGGGACCCGCCUUCAAUGAGUUUUUGGACACCAUCGGAAAACGCAUCCGGCUGAAGGGUUUCGAACACUACAAGGCUGGACUGGACAACAAAACGGACUCAACGGGAACGCAUUCGCUGUACGCCGCGCACCAGGAGUGCGAGGUUAUGUUCCACGUGUCCACCAUGCUUCCGUUCACCCCGAACAACAGGCAGCAACUGCUACGCAAGCGUCACAUCGGCAAUGACAUCGUGACUGUUGUGUUUCAAGAACCGGGAGCCCUUCCGUUCACCCCAAAGAACAUCCGCAGCCAGUUUCAGCAUGUGUUCAUAAUCGUUCGCGCCGUCAACCCUUGCACCGAUCACACCCAGUAUCGGGUGGCGGUGUCCCGUUCGAAGGAGGUUCCGGUGUUCGGUCCACCUGUUCGGCCAAGUGCUCUGUAUGCCAAAGGAAAACAUUUCGCAGACUUUCUGCUGUCGAAGGUCAUCAAUGCGGAAAAUGCGGCACAUCGUUCGGAGAAGUUUGCCACAAUGGCCACUCGGACGAGGCAAGAGUAUUUGAAGGACCUCACCGGCAACUUCUGCAGUGCCACGUUGGUCGAUACGGGUCAGAAGUUUUCCAUUUUCCCCAGCAAGAAGCGGGAGAGAAGCAAACCCAGAUUCUCGGGAGAUCUAACGCAGAGGGGAGCCUUCUGCUGGCAGGUCGUUCUGCACGAUAGUGGCCAAUCAACGCAGGUGGAUUGUUUCCUGGGGAUUUCGGCGGAAACAUUUGUGCUGAUUGAGGAGUGCUCGAGACAGAUAAUUUUUGUCACGCCCUGCAAGGCGAUUCUUGGAUGGUCUACCAGCCAAAAUUCGCUGCGAGUUUACUAUCAUCAGGGUGAGUGUGUAACGUUGAAUAUGCGCGAUACUGGCGAUCGGGACGAACAGCUGGAGGUAAUCGAGCGAUUACGGGCAGUGACGAAUGGUUGCGGAGCUCUGGAGCUGAGCCUACGGAGAAACCCGAUGGGGCAGCUUGGAUUCCACGUGCAGCCGGAUGGAGUUGUGACGCAGGUGGAAAUCUCCGGCCAAGCGUGGACGGCCGGAUUGAGACAGGGGUACAGACUUGUCGAGAUUUGUAAGGUAGCGGUCGCUACUUUGUCCCACGACCAGAUGGUGGAUUUGUUGAAGACUUCGGCCCAAGUUACGGUGACAGUGAUUGAAUCAUUCGCCGAUUUUAGUCCCCGCAGGGGCUGCUUUCUACAAAACUGUCGAUUCAACUCGAUUAACUACGAAAAUGAUUACGAGAGUGUACCCGAGCGGGCUGACAAGAAUGGCAAGAAACAUUUGCCAAGCGCUCAGUUGCAGUCUGCGAAUCAUCGCAGGAGGUAUGAGCGGAAUUUCUCCCCUCCAAGAUCGAGCAAUAGCUCGGGAUACGGCACUGGCAGUAGUAGUAGAUCUUUCACCGCUCCGAAUCCUAACGGAGCACAACCAAAUGACCACCACCGUUACGUCCCUGAUAUGGGAACACUAACCAGCUCCUCCAGCGGCCAUUCUUCCAAUGACGAACGAUGGUACGAUAUCCUGGAUCCACCGCAGGAAGCCCCAGCUUCAGCUGGGCCACCUCUCCCAGAACCAAAUAACUAUAACCACCCGAAGCUAACGGCCUCCAGCAACUCGCUGCCACUGGCAGGCGGCAACCCACGGCCGCUUUCUCUACACAACGAUUCCCGGCAGCAGUUGAGCGGUGGUAAUCCUAACGCCAACGCUAACAUUGCCCUGCUCAAGCGACUAAUCAUCAGUGACGGUGGCAACAGUCACGAGAGCAGUCCCACCGAACCUCUCUACAGCAGCUCGAUGAAGAACUUGGCUAAUCAUCAUCACCUCAGCGCCACCGAGGAGGAAGACCUAUCCCGACACAAUUCACCGCAGCUCAAGCGCUCUGCCACAACCACCAACAUUUACGGAAUCAACGGCGCCGGCAAGCGGCAGGGCGCCAACGGCCCUCUCAGCUCGAGCAGUACAUCCAGCUCACGUAACAACAGUCCUCGUCCGAACAACGGACCAGGGGACGCUAAAUUGCGGUCCAAAAAUCAAGCUCCCCAACGCAACAGCGUCAACUACACCGGCAACUCUCUCCAGGAAGACCUCAUGAAGCUAAUCAACCCGGAUUACAUUGCAGCCGCGUCCAGCGACGAUAACUUCAACGCUGGGUCGCUGGAGAAAAUGCAGAAGGGGCUCCCGAAUAGCCACAGUCUGGGGAACAUUUCCUCCCUAACCUCGGGCGGACUGAAACCGAUCCAACAGUUCUCGCAGAAGUCUCGCUCGCGCGAGGGAAUCAAUCUGGGAUCGCCGAACAACCUGAAGGUGGCAGCAGCCAAAAGCAACGGCAACGUACCGUCGUCAAAUCAAUCCGAGCCCGAGUCGCUGUCGGAAGUAAUAUUCACCACAGCACGACCCGCCACGGUAAUAUCUUCCACCACGAGCAAUUGUUCCAGUCCGGCCAGCGAGCUGAACAACAAUGCCAACGGGAGCAAUAGGCAGCAGCAGCACCAGCUACAUAUCAACGAGGAUCAUCUGAAAAUGUCGCCCAGCAGGAAACAGCAAAUGAUAGCCGCUGCGGGAGGUAUUUUGAAGGGCACUAUGACGAUGACGAAUGGUGGUGGGGCUGGUGGACCACCACCACCACCAGCAGCAGCCGGCGGCGGAAAGAUUCCGUUGCCCGAUAUGAAGGAGAUGGACUGGAGCAGCCUGGUGGAUACGGCGACCAAAGCGAUGACGCAGCUCACCGAAUCUGCUUCAAAAUCGUCACACCCACAAGCGAAUGUCUACUACGAUGACAUAAAUCAAGUCUUGAAUGGAGUGGUGCAACAGCAGCAACAUCUCUUGCAACAGCAUCAGCAACACCAGCAACAACAACAACAUAAUCAUCAUCAACAACAACAACAACAUCAACAACAGCAACAUUUCCACCAUCUUCCAACCCACCAAAACGGCAAUGGAACGCCAACCCUCUCCGACCUUUCGACCACACCAAGCUCGGUUUCACCUGUGUCAACCGGUAGUGGAAGCACGGCAAACAGCGCUCAGCUAGCUACUACUAUGCAGAAUAGUUCCAGCCUGCCGGAGCUCCAGACCCAGGUGACCCAACUGUCGGAUCGUGUCCUGCGAGAGCAGCGCCGGCGACGUUCCCUCGAGCACGCUGUACGACGAUUGACCGAAGAAAACCGACGUCUGCAGGACGAAAGCCAAGCGGCUGUGCAGCAGCUGAGAAGAUUCACCGAGUGGUUCUUCCAAACCAUCGAUCGGCAAUCUUAACAAAAUCAUAUCUAAAACACAGGUCCCUAAGCGUGCUUAGCCCCAAUAGCGUCUUCCAAAGUUAUUCACCUCUCAACGAUAGAAGCAAUCAUCGCACCCAUAUCUUGUUAACAAUGCAUAUUCCAAUUGUUUUUUUUUCCAAAUGCGAUCAAACUGACGAAGGAAGCCUUUCUUUUUAAUCACAAACGAAGAAUAGUAAUCGAUAAGUUUUGUAUCUCUUAAGCGACCAAAAAUAUAUUUAGUAAGUGAAUAUAAAUCGUAAUUAAAACAACAUUAAGCAACAUGCAAACACCAAUAUUAAAUAUGCCAAUAUACACUCCAGUCUCACUGGAUCGUUAGAUCGGAUUACAUAUUUAUACACCCCGUUUUUUGCGAAUUCUACGAAGAAUCACAUUUAAAAGUAUGUAGACGAAUUUAAGACAUCUUCUAUCGACAGUAGUAGUUCAAACGUAAUACUUUGUAGGAAUCGAACUUACACAGAGUGGAAACAUACCAAAUAAAAUCUAUAGUAGAGAGUUCGCUUGUAAAUCUGUUAGUUUCUAAGUUUAAUUAAAUGUGUAUUAUUAGUUGCUAUUAUUACUAGGUAAGGUCGUUGUUAAAUUCCAUCGAAACAGUUACGGAACUGUCCUUUCAUUUUUUUUUCUCUCGCUACAUCCUCUCAUUGAAAAUAUUAUUUUAACUCUUCUAAGAUACUUAAAUGCUUGAAAAUCAUUAUAGUUAUGACCUGGUUAGAUUUAGUUACAUUUAAGUUAGGACUUAAAAACUUAUCCUGUUGUGUUUGAUAAACAAUUCAAACGAUGAACGGUUGAAGUGAAAGAACAAAACAUGCAAUCAACACAGAACCGCAUACAGGUUAAUCCAGAUAUAAUCACGUGUUGGAAUGUAGCAAACGAAGUUAUUAUAUACAUUUAUAUAUACAUACAUAUAUACACACAAGUUCACAAUACAAAUCAAGCAACACUGAAUCACUUAUUGAAACAUGAAAAUAUACGUUAAACAUUGAA